Molecule: messenger RNA, 813 nt
Organism: Homarus americanus (American lobster)
Lineage: Eukaryota; Metazoa; Arthropoda; Malacostraca; Decapoda; Nephropidae
Product: ATP-dependent RNA helicase ddx46-like
Exons: 1
Coding region: 1-813 (270 amino acids)
Source: RefSeq, a predicted model, not a curated record
AUGGCUGUUGUUAAGCCACCGGUACAACAAACUUACAAGCAGCAGCAGCCACUCGGCACAACAAACUAUAAGCAGCAGCAGCCACUGGUACAACAACAAACUAUACAGCAGCAGCCACCGGUACAACAAACCAUACAGCAGCAGCCACUGGUACAACAACCAGGCCAGCAGCCACCUGGCAUAACAAACCACCAGCAGCCACUGGCACAACAAACUAUACACCAGCAGCCACUGGCACACAACAAACUAUACACCAGCAGCCACCGGUACAACAAACUAUACAGCAGCAGCCACUCGGCAACAAACCAUACAGCAGCAGCCACUGCGCAAACCAUACAUCAGCAGCCACUGGCACAACAACCAUACAGCAGCAGCCACCGGUACAACAAACUAUACAUCAGCAGCCACCGGUACAAUAAACCAUAUGGCAGCAGCCACCGGUACAAACAAACCACAGCAGCAGCAGCCACUCGCACAACAAACCAUACAGUAGCAGCCACUCGGCAUAACAAACUGGCGCGAGCAGCAGCCACUGGUACAACAAACUAUACAGCAGCAGCCACUCGGUACAACAAACCAUACAGCAGCAGCCACUCGGUACAACAAACUAUACAGCAGCAGCCACUGGUACAACAACCAUACAGCAGCAGCCACUUGCACAACAAACUAUACAGCAGCAGCCACCUGGUACAACAAACUAUACAGCAGCAGCCACUGGUACAACAAACUAUACACCAGCAGCCACUGGUACAACAAACCACAGUAGCAGCCACUGGUACAACAACCAUAAGCAGCAGCAGCCACUCGGCAUAA